AUGCUGGACAAGCUGUCCGGCACUUACGCUUCGCGCCCCAGCACCGGUCCUCACAAGCUCCGUGAAGCGCUCCCUCUCGUGGUUCUCUUGCGCAACCGCUUGAAGUACGCGCUGACUGGCCGUGAGGUCAUGCUGAUUACCAUGCAGCGCAUCGUCAAGGUCGACAACAAGAUCCGCACCGACCCUACUUUCCCUACUGGUUUUAUGGACGUCGUCACCCUUGAGCGCUCUGGCGAGCACUUCCGUAUCCUCUACGAUGUCAAGGGCCGCUUUAUUGUGCACCGCAUCUCUGAGGAUGAGGCCAGCUACAAGCUCCUCAAGGUCAAGCGUGUUCAGCUUGGCGCCAGGGGUGUGCCGCACAUUGUGACCCACGAUGGCCGCACUCUGCGUUACCCUGACCCUUUGAUCCGCGUCAACGACACUGUCAAGUUCGACGUUGUGAACAACAAGAUGCUUGAUUUUGUCAAGUUUGAUGUCGGCGCGCAGGCGAUGGUCACCGGUGGCCGUAACAUGGGACGUGCUGGUCAAAUCAUUAACCUCGAGCGUCACCACGGUGGCUUUGACAUUGUCCAUGUCCGUGACGCCGCCGGCCGUGAGUUCUCCACGCGUCUCAACAACAUUUUCGUCAUUGGCGACCAUGAAAAGCGCUGGAUCUCCAUGCCCCGUGGCGGUGGUGUCAAGCUCUCUAUUACUGAGGAGCGUGACCUGCGCCUGAAGAAGGCUGCUCAAUAA
Molecule: messenger RNA, 732 nt
Organism: Malassezia vespertilionis
Lineage: Eukaryota; Fungi; Basidiomycota; Malasseziomycetes; Malasseziales; Malasseziaceae
Exons: 2
Coding region: 1-732 (243 amino acids)
Biological process (GO): translation
Cellular component (GO): ribosome; cytosolic small ribosomal subunit
Molecular function (GO): structural constituent of ribosome; RNA binding
Source: RefSeq, a predicted model, not a curated record